CCCGAUUGAACAUUAAAGACCAACGACAAAAUUUAUAAAAAAAAGUUAUGCCUUUUUGAAGAAGUUCAACAUGGCAGGAGAUCAGGCGCAAUUUUACCAGUUACUAAAUACUUUAUUAUCUCCAGAUAACGACAUCAGAUCCCAAGCAGAAGAAGCAUACAAUAACAUCCCAACUGAAACAAAAGUAGCACACCUGGUAGGAGCAAUCCAAAAUGCAGACCUCGGGGAAGAUGGCAGGCAGACAGCAGCGGUGUUCUUGCGGAGGCUUUUUAGUUCAGAGUUCUUUGAGUUCUUCCCCAAGAUGCCCUUCGAGCAGCAGAGACUACUUCGAGAACAAUUGCUUUUGACACUGCAGAUGAAUGUGAGCCAGCAGUUGAGGAGAAAGAUCUGUGAUGUAGUUUCCGAGCUUGCUAGAAAUCACAUUGAUGAUUAUGGUGUCAACCAGUGGCCAGAGUUUUUGCAGUUCAUGUUCAACUGUGCCAACUCUCAAGACUCCAACAUCAAGGAAGCUGGCAUCAGGAUGUUUACGUCUGUCCCUGGAGUAUUUGGUAACCUCCAGAAUGAGAAUCUGGACCUCAUCAAACGCAUGUUGCUCUCUGUACUGGCUCCCACCGAGUCUGAGGCCCUCCGCAUACAGACUGUGAAGGCAGUCGGCGCAUUCAUCCUGCUGCACGAGAAGGAACCUGCCAUCCAGAAACAUUUCAGUGACUUGCUAUUGCCUGUGAUGCAGGUGAUAGCCCUAAGCAUAGAGCAAGGUGUGGAUGAUUCUGCUCUGAAGGUGCUCAUUGAGUUAGCUGAAUCUGCUCCAAAGUUUCUGCGCUCCCAACUGGAGAAUAUUUUCCAAAUUUGCAUUAAGGUUGUGGGCGACAAGAACCAGGAGGACACUUGGCGUCAACUGGCGCUAGAGGCGAUGGUGACGCUGUGCGAGACGGCGCCCGCGAUGGUGCGCAAGCAGGUGCCCGACGGCGUGCGCCUGCUGACGCCGCUCGUGCUGGAGAUGAUGUGCGAGCUGGACGACGAGGACGACUGGGCGCUGCAGGACGACGUGGCCGACGACGACAACGAGAGUAACUAUGUGGCCGCGGAAUCCGCUUUGGAUCGUAUGUGCUGUGGGCUCAGUGGGAAGAUAAUGCUAAAUCUGAUUGUGGGCCAGGUGCCCAGCAUGCUGGCAUCAGAAGACUGGCGUCGACGCCACGCGGCUCUAAUGGCGGUCUCUUCAGCAGGCGAGGGCUGCCACAAGCAAAUGGAACAACUUCUGGAUCAAGUUGUGUCAGCUGUGCUAAAUUAUCUUACUGACCCUCACCCUCGUGUCCGUUACGCAGCUUGUAACGCCAUCGGUCAGAUGUCGACGGAUUUCGCGCCCGUGUUCGAGAAGAAAUUCCACGAUAAGGUUGUGCCUGGUUUAUUGUUGGUGCUCGAUGACAACGCCAACCCGCGUGUGCAGGCGCACGCGGCUGCAGCUUUGGUUAACUUCAGUGAAGACUGUCCAAAGCCAAUUUUGACUCUAUAUUUGGACCCAUUAAUGAACAAACUCGAGGAAAUUCUUACUGCCAAAUUCAAGGAGCUUGUAGAACGCGGUACAAAGCUGGUAUUAGAACAGAUUGUGACUACCAUCGCAUCGGUCGCCGACACCGUAGAGAAAGACUUCAUCCAGUACUACGACAGGCUGAUGCCGUGCCUUAAAUAUAUAAUCGCCAACGCGACCACUCAGGAGCUCAAGAUGCUGAGGGGGAAGACCAUUGAGUGCGUCAGUUUGAUUGGUCUAGCUGUAGGCGAAGAGAAGUUUAUGCCUGAUGCAUCAGAAGUGAUGGACCUGUUGUUGAAGACCCACACCGAGGGUGAUCAGCUGCCCGCCGACGAUCCGCAGACCUCUUACCUUAUCUCCGCUUGGUCGCGCAUCUGCAGAAUUAUGGGCAAGAAGUUCGCGCAGUACCUGCCCAUGGUGAUGGACCCAGUGAUGCGGACGGCAGCCAUGAAGCCCGAGGUGGCGUUGUUAGACAAUGAGGACUUGGAGAACAUCGACGGCGAUGUCGACUGGCACUUCGUCACGCUCGGCGAGCAACAAAACUUCGGCAUCAAAACUGCCGGUUUGGAAGACAAAGCAUCCGCCUGCGACAUGCUUGUGUGCUACGCGCGCGAGCUGAAGGAAGCGUUCGCGGAAUACGCCGAGGACGUUGUGAAGCUGAUGGUGCCGAUGCUGAAGUUCUACUUCCACGACAACGUGCGCACCGCCGCGGCAGAGUCGCUGCCCUACUUGCUGGAGUGUGGCCGCAUUAGGGGCCCGCAGUACGUACAGGGCAUGUGGGCUUUCAUUCUGCCUGACCUACUGAAGGCCAUUGAUUCUGAACCAGAACUGGAGGUGCAAGUCGAACUUCUAAACAGUCUAGCACAGUGUAUUGAACUCUUGGGCACCGGUUGCCUGUCCGACGAGUCCAUGGCAGAGGUGCUGCGCAUCCUCAACAAACUACUCACAGAACAUUUCGAACGCGCCACUGAACGCCGUCAGAAGAGAUCCGACGAAGAUUACGAUGAGGUUGUAGAAGAGCAAUUAGCUGAUGAAGACAACGAGGAUGUGUACGGGCUGUCCCGCGUGGCCGACGUGCUGCACGCGUUGUUGUCCGCCUAUCGCGAGCACUUCUUCCCGCAACUGGACACGCUGAUGCCGCAUUUGGUGCAGUUGUUGGCGCCGCAGAGACCUUACGCCGACCGCCAGUGGGCGCUCUGCAUCUUUGAUGAUGUCAUCGAGUUCGGAGGUCCAGCGUGCAUCAAAUACCAGAAUAUCUUCCUCGAGCCGAUGCUCAGUGGCUUGCAAUCGCCCGAGGCGGAGGUGCGGCAAGCGGCGGCGUACGGCUGCGGCGUUUUGGCACAAUUCGGCGGAGAACAGUUUGCCGGCGCCUGCGCUAGAGCUGUGCCACUCCUCGCCGCACUCAUAGCUGAUCCAGAGUCCAGAUGCGUGGAGAAUCUAAAUGCAACUGAAAAUGCUAUAUCGGCCGUCACCAAGAUUAUAAAGUAUAACCACUCGCAGAUCAACAGAGAUGAAAUCAUCAGGCAUUGGCUGACAUGGCUGCCAGUAGUGGAAGACACAGAAGAGGCCCCGCACGUGUUCUCGUUGCUGUGCGAGCUAGCGGCCGGCGGGCACGCGGCGCUCGCCACGCCCGACGCCCCGCAGCGCGUCAUCGCCAUCCUCGCGGAAGGGUUCCUGAGGGACGCCGUGCCGACAGACAACCCGGUCUACGCGCAGAUGGUGGCGCUCGUCAGGCAAAUACAGAGCAACAGGGAAUUGUUCAACUCGUGCCUCAUGCAGCUGAGCAGUGAACACAAGGAGGCGCUAGAGAUCGCGCUCUCCACCUAACAUGCUCGCCGACCGUCUCCGCCUCACCUCCAUUACACUCCGCUCCCGGGCUAAGGCUGGGCUGGGCUAUGCUGUUAUGCUGACAUCUUCACUAUACAACAUCAAAACGUGCCAAUUUUAACAGCUCACUGACAGUGAACUAGAAUUGUAGUAACCAAUUAAUUUGAGGAUCAGCCGCCGAAAGAUUUCAGCAUAACACUGCCUGAGGCUACUCCUUCGUUGCCAGGCUCCACCCUCAUCACAUCACGACAAAUGCUUACUCCCUCAUCAAAUGCCUGCCUACAUAAUAUAUAUACUAUGUAAUGAAAUACAUAUUAUAAUGUAAUGUUUAGUGUACCGAAUGGAUGAAAUGACUGAUGUGUUACUACAUAAAUUGUUGUAAUUAUUACUGACUCUGAGCAUUUUCUUUCCUUUCUAAGGAUUGUUUCUCUUCGAUCUCAUUGAUCACGAUGGUCUACCUGUUGGGGCUUAUAAAAUUGCUGUGAUAUAUUUUUGUAAUAUUUUUUGAUAAUUUCACGCUUGAGACGUAAAAUCUAUAGCAACUUCUUUGGCGCGCCAGAUGCCGCUUUCGAAACAUUUUUAUGUUAUUCUUUGAACAUAGUAGAUUGCGAGGUAGGUCCAAUUUUAUUUUCAAGUAAAGUAAAUGCGAUGCAUCACACCGUUAAAAUAAAUAUCUGCAAUACAUUUUAUGGCGAGUAUUUAUUAGAUUUAUAACAUAUUUUCGCCAAUUCACGGAUUUUUGCAGGAAACUUAUUUCCGUAGUUUUUAAAGAAUUGGACCACACGCAUUGACGAAAAGUUUGCCAUAUUUCGGCUACGAUGGGAACUUGGUGGCUGUCUCUCGCAAUGGACGAGAUAUCAUUUCUGUUUAUAAGAAAUAAUUUUAUUCAUUAAAAAUAUAUAAUAUUAUAUAUACACAUUUUUGUUUAACUAAAAUAAAAGUUAUUGACAUUUUUAA
Amyelois transitella is the source of this 4309-nucleotide messenger RNA. RefSeq names its product importin-5 (gene Karybeta3). The coding region runs from base 71 to 3352 and encodes 1093 amino acids. The transcript is spliced from 19 exons. NCBI's taxonomy places the organism in Eukaryota, Metazoa, Arthropoda, Insecta, Lepidoptera, Pyralidae. The record is from RefSeq and is a predicted model, not a curated record. Gene Ontology annotation, cellular component: nucleus; cytoplasm. Gene Ontology annotation, molecular function: protein binding; nuclear import signal receptor activity. Gene Ontology annotation, biological process: protein import into nucleus.